AUGGCCCAACCAACAGCAAAAUCAGAGGCAGGCACAAGCGAAGCUACCCCUCAAACAAUGAAUCUUACAGACCGCACCGCGAGCCGUCAGCGUGCCCCCUCUAUCCAAUCCGACUCCGACCCAACCUCAUCUUCCGGCUCAUCGUCCGAAGACAGCGAAAGUGAAAGCGAAGAUGAGCAGCAGUCAGACAGAGAAGUGAAUGGGACAGGAAAUUCGACCACACAAACAAAUACCGACUCUUUACCUCAUAUUGGCGGACGCCCUAAGCCACGGAUACGCCGCUUCAAGGGUGGAUCGGGCCUCAUGUCAAGGCUCAAUGCUUUCCUGCCGCAAAUGAAAUCCGCCAAUGAAGAUCUACAGCGACAAAUUGAUGCUGGCAAUGCCGGGGACUUGGUUCUUGAUAAUGCGGAGGCCAACGGAGAGCGGUAUAUCGAAAUGGACCUUGGUCUCGGAGUUCUGGAAGAGAAGCGCGAUGGCGAGUCGUCGAGCGAGGAGAGCGAUGCCGAGGGGGGCAAAGAUGUGGAGGAUGAUUCUGAUAUUAUUGGAAAGCUCAUGGGUGGGAAGAAGAAUAAAUCCGAAAGUGAUAAGCCAUCCAUCCAAGAGAUGACGGACUAA
Molecule: messenger RNA, 615 nt
Organism: Penicillium salamii
Lineage: Eukaryota; Fungi; Ascomycota; Eurotiomycetes; Eurotiales; Aspergillaceae
Source: the annotation of a GenBank genome assembly